This is a messenger RNA of Otolemur garnettii (small-eared galago), 3267 nucleotides long. RefSeq names its product DEAH-box helicase 35 (gene DHX35). Gene Ontology annotation, cellular component: catalytic step 2 spliceosome; intracellular anatomical structure. The coding region runs from base 8 to 2119 and encodes 703 amino acids. Gene Ontology annotation, molecular function: RNA binding. NCBI's taxonomy places the organism in Eukaryota, Metazoa, Chordata, Mammalia, Primates, Galagidae. The record is from RefSeq and is a predicted model, not a curated record. The transcript has 22 exons.
CCCCAGCAUGGCUGCGCCCGUGGGACCGGUGAAGUUCUGGCGACCCGGUACAGAGGGGCCAGGCGUCAGCAUCUCUGAAGAGAGACAAAGUCUUGCUGAAAACUCUGGGACCACCGUUGUUUAUAACCCUUACGCUGCCCUUUCAAUAGAGCAACAGAGGCAGAAGCUGCCAGUGUUCAAGCUUAGGAAUCAUAUUUUAUACUUGAUAGAAAACUAUCAGACUGUGGUGAUCAUUGGAGAAACGGGAUGUGGGAAAAGCACGCAGAUUCCUCAGUACCUUGCAGAAGCUGGCUGGACCGCCGAAGGAAGAGUGGUAGGAGUGACCCAGCCUCGGAGAGUGGCUGCUGUUACAGUUGCAGGGAGAGUAGCUGAGGAAAGGGGUGCAGUGCUGGGCCAUGAGGUGGGCUACUGCAUUCGCUUUGAUGACUGCACUGACCUGCUGGCUACGCGAAUUAAGUUUCUUACUGAUGGAAUGCUGGUCAGGGAGAUGAUGGUUGAUCCAUUGUUAACAAAAUAUAGCGCCAUCAUGCUGGACGAGGCUCAUGAGAGGACCUUGUACACUGACAUUGCCGUUGGCUUGCUAAAAAAGAUUCAAAAAAAGCGAGGGGAUCUUCGAUUGAUUGUGGCUUCAGCGACUCUGGAUGCAGAGAAAUUUCGAGAUUUCUUCAAUCAAAAUGAAACCAGUGACCCAACUAGGGAUACAUGUGUGAUCCUUACAGUGGAAGGGAGAACAUUUCCCGUGGAUAUUUUUUAUCUACAAAGUCCUGUUCCAGAUUACAUCAAAUCAACUGUGGAAACGGUUCUGAAAAUACACCAGACGGAGGGAGAUGGAGACAUAUUAGCGUUUCUUACUGGCCAGGAAGAGGUAGAAACUAUUGUUUCCAUGCUGAUCGAGCAGGCUCGAGCACUAGCUCGCACUGGGAUGAAGAGACACCUCCGAGUUCUCCCCAUGUAUGCAGGACUGCCUUCCUUUGAGCAAAUGAAAGUGUUUGAAAGGGUGUCACGCAGUGUCAGAAAGGUGAUAGUGGCCACAAAUGUGGCAGAAACCUCCAUUACAAUCAGCGGGGUUGUGUAUGUGAUUGACUGUGGCUUUGUGAAGCUUCGAGCUUACAAUCCCAGGACGGCUAUCGAAUGCUUGGUGGUGGUGCCAGUGUCCCAGGCGUCAGCCAACCAGCGAGCAGGACGUGGUGGUCGCAGCCGCUCGGGAAAAUGUUACCGCCUUUAUACAGAGGAAGCCUUUGACAAGUUGCCUGAAUCCACCGUUCCUGAGAUGCAGCGUAGCAAUUUGGCACCCGUUAUCCUGCAACUGAAAGCACUGGGAAUUGACAAUGUACUCAGAUUCCACUUCAUGUCACCCCCUCCAGCACAGUCAAUGGUUCAAGCUUUGGAGUUGCUCUAUGCUCUGGGAGGUUUGGACAAAGACUGUCGCCUAACUGAACCGCUCGGCAUGAGAAUAGCCGAGUUUCCUUUGAAUCCCAUGUUUGCCAAAAUGCUGCUUGAAUCAGGAAAUUUUGGUUGCUCUCAGGAAAUUCUAAGCAUUGCGGCCAUGAUGCAGAUCCAGAAUAUCUUUGUGGUUCCCUCAAACCAGAAGUCUCAGGCAAUUCGAGUGCACCGUAAAUUUGCUGUGGAGGAGGGCGAUCACCUCACUAUGCUCAAUGUGUAUGAAGCAUUCAUCAAACAUAAUAAGAACUCUCAGUGGUGUCAGGAACAUUUCCUGAAUUACAAGGGUCUUGUUAGAGCUGUGACUGUACGAGAACAACUGAAAAAACUUCUUGUCAAAUUUCAAGUGCCCAAGAAUUCCAGCGAAGGUGAUCCAGAUCCAGUUCUCAGGUGCAUUGUUUCGGGAUUCUUUGCAAAUGCUGCGAGGUUUCAUUCUACAGGAGCUUAUAGGACUAUCCGCGAUGAUCACGAGCUGCACAUCCACCCUGCCUCCGUCCUCUACGCAGAGAAGCCACCUCGCUGGGUCAUCUACAAUGAAGUUAUACAAACCUCCAAGUAUUAUAUGAGAGAUGUGACUGCCAUUGAAUCUGCCUGGCUGUUGGAGCUGGCUCCACACUUCUAUCAACAAGGAACGCAUCUGUCGCUGAAAGCCAAAAGGGCCCGGGUCCAGGACCAGUGAGCAGAGCUCAGCUGCAGCCUCAGAGGCUGCUUGGUGUCCUCCUCCGCGCUGCUGUCCCAGCUCCAGGCGGUGAGCGGGCACCAGCUCCUGUGGAGCCUUAGCUGCUCUGGUGUGGGCUGCAGCCUGUUCAUUAGCACCAUUCUUCCCGCCGACCUCAGCACUUGCAUUCCUUGCUGAGGUCCCGGAGGACUUUGUGCAUGGGCAGGCAUACUGCUGCACCGUACCCGGGCAGAGCGAGAGUUGGCUGGGCCAGCCUUCGGGUCACUCUGCACGCUCACUCACCCAGCAUGCCACUUCCAGUGGGCACAAGACCUGGCCGGGCUUCAUGGGAAAGGAGGAGGAAACUUGGUCACUGAAGGUUGAAGCACCAUGUCGGGGACAGAGGGUUUGCCGGGCUGGUUGUAUUUUCCCUGCUGGGGCUGCCAGUGACGUCUGCUGUCAAGUGUGAACAGGCACAGGUCUACGAAGGAAUGAGACCUUGGAGGUGCUGCGGGUCUCUGCCAAAAUCACCGAGGCUCAUGUCUGGCGGGCCCAGGACCUCCCAGAGAAGCAGCUUCUGUGUGUUGGCUGCCUGUGGCCCUGUUGGUCUGUGGCCAGGAGACUUGCGCAGGGAUGGUGAUCAGCAGAGAGGAGCUGUGCACUGUCCUGUGUGAGUCCAGGAUUUCUUGUUUCACAAGUGGGCUUAGCUUCCCCUCAGAGUGCAGUACCAUGUCCUGGUGCCACUAGCUAGAACCAGUGACAGUUUAUCAGCUCAGACCCCUUGGGGGCUCCUCUUUAGCUGGAAUUCACAACAGUUUAGAUGCUCUAAACUUCCGUAGCUCAGGAACAUAACUACUAUAUACCUGAUUUUUGUUUGCUUGGAUUCUUGCCAGGGCAUGUGGGGGCGACUUUUCCAGCAGGCACUGGUUUCACUGUUGCCCAGGGCUGCUUCGCUGUGACAAUGUUUUCCCCUUACGGUUUCAAUGACAUUUAUUUUAAAAACAUAUAGCUUGAAAAUUUAUUUUUGUACUAAUACUAGUUUGGAUACACCACUUUUGGCACCAAACAUGUAUGUCAUUUUUAUUUCUGUUUUAUAAACGUGUAAAUAAUAGCAAUAACUUGUUAAUAAUAGUAACCCUUUAUACCUAAAGUAAAUGUAUUUCCUCCCA